Lingula anatina is the source of this 677-nucleotide messenger RNA. Its product is annotated as glutathione hydrolase 1 proenzyme. Gene Ontology annotation, cellular component: plasma membrane. Gene Ontology annotation, biological process: glutathione catabolic process. Gene Ontology annotation, molecular function: glutathione gamma-glutamate hydrolase. NCBI's taxonomy places the organism in Eukaryota, Metazoa, Brachiopoda, Lingulata, Lingulida, Lingulidae. The record is from RefSeq and is a predicted model, not a curated record.
UUCAGGUAGAACCAACUUGGUAAAUGAAGACGAUGGCCCAGCGAGUCACCCGUCAGCGAUGCAGGGCAUUAAUAGUGCGGUACGGUCUCCCGUCCAUACGGAGAUAUCGCCCUUACAGAGAGCAGCUGAAACCUUGCUGGACCCUUCUAGACCACAAUCCAGCCCAGCUAAGGAAGGCAAAGGGUUAAAAGUUAUAGUUGGAUCCUCCAUAUCGUUUGCUGUCGUCAUUACUCUGGCUUUAAUUCUACAGAUUUACCUUGGUGCUCCUCAGGUCCCACCACAUGGAGUUGUAACGUCAGAUAACCCAGUGUGCUCUCAGAUUGGAGUGAACAUCAUGCAGAGAGGCGGAACAGCUGUGGACGCCGCCAUAGCCGCCAUGUUUUGUCUUGGUGUUGUACAUCCCCAUAAUUCGGGCCUAGGAGGAGGAGGCGUCAUGUUGGUACAUAGUCACAUGACCAUGAAGAGUGACGUCUUUAACUUCCUGUCGUCUGCUCCUUCAGCGGCCACAGGGGAUAUGCUCAACAACAAUCCCACCAAGGGUAAAUUUGUGGCUGUACCUGGAGAAUUAAAGGGACUCAGACAGGCUUAUGAUACAUUUGGAAGCCUGUCCUGGGCUGACUUGGUGAAACCUGCAGCGGAUUUGGCUAGAAAUGGUUUCAAAGUUUCUAAGGACUUGG